Molecule: messenger RNA, 2731 nt
Organism: Physella acuta
Lineage: Eukaryota; Metazoa; Mollusca; Gastropoda; Physidae
Biological process (GO): N-acylphosphatidylethanolamine metabolic process
Cellular component (GO): cytoplasm
Molecular function (GO): glycerophospholipid phospholipase A1 activity; A2-type glycerophospholipase activity
Source: RefSeq, a predicted model, not a curated record
ACAGAAGUAAAGUAAGGUCCAUACAAUAGCGUCGCCAGGUCACACAUCCACUUGCUGGUUAUCUCAUGGAGUUUAAUUGUCUCAAGGCUUGAAAAGUGUCUGAUGAUUUCGGCCCAAAAGUAAACAAUACGCCAUGUACAACGCAGAUCGGCGCCAGUCAUGGGAUACGGAGCGAACUAAUCGUGACGUCAUCCAGAUGUUACAGUAUGGAGAUAUCAUACGUUUUACCGGGCCCUACGUCACCCACUGGGCUGUUUACGUCGGAAAUAGUGUAGUGGUACAUGUUGGACGCUUUGAUGAGAAAUCUGAACUCGGGGAGAUAAUGAAAGAAACAAUCACAAAUGUAGUUGGAGACUACCAGAUGGAAAUAUGUAAUGACUGGGAUGGAAUUCACCGAGCAAGUCCAAAAGAGGACAUCGUGAAAAGGGCUCUAGAAAAUCUUGGUCCCACAAUGGACGAUGCUCAACAGUUCGUCAUGUUUUGUCGCUAUGGUAUACAAAGUACUCACCAGAGGCCGCUGACUCACUCAGAAAUGUGGUAUAUAAAGGCAUUAGGAGAUAAAAACAAACAGGUCUUCUUCCAGUUGAAACCUGGAGAUCUCAUAAAAAUAAAACGUUCGAUGUUUUAUCAUUGGGCCGUUUAUAUAGGUGGUGGCGAUGUAAUACACGUUGAUGGUGAAGACGCAACUGGACGCAGCGGUGGUAGCGGAACAAUUUCUGGACUUUGGAGCGGAUACAAGAACAGUCGAGUAAAAAAAGAGAAAAUCUGGGAUGUUGUCCGAAAGGAUACAAUGGAACUGGAUAAUGGAAUGGAUAAAGAUUCUUCUAAACCAUUGGAUGGUGCUGAAGUAGUCAGACGUGCAGUAAGGAAGCUCGGCCCAAUCCAGUACCAUCCGGCCUUAAAGAACUGCGAACAUUUCGCUAAAUGGUGCCGCUAUGAUGCAGAGAAUUGUUCACAGAGUAAACCAUAUAUGGUUGUUGGUGCCGCCUUAGGUGGGAUGUUGCUGGGAGGGCCUAUGUUUGGCCUACUGAGCGGGUUGUCCGUGGCUGCUAAGAUGGCUUACAAUAACAACCAAGAGAAAAAACGCUCGUUUGAUAACUAAAUCAAAAUUUUUCUCUGGGUAGAAAAUGCAUUUCAAUUUUGUAAACGCCUUAAAGAGAGGUGCCACCAUAAAGCUACCAGUAUUUUAGUAUUUUACCAGAAAAUGGUUUUCAUCUCAUCUUUUAGAAAUGUUUCUUUACAUAGCAUGAAAUAAGUUUGUUGCAUAUAAGAAUGUUGAACGCCUGUUUACUACAGGCUUACGCAGAAGGGGGGGGGUCUUUUCAGGGAUGAAUUCAAAUAAAAUUGAUCACAAGUUCCAGCUACGAGAUCAAAUCUUGACAGGAACUACCAAAUGUGGUUACAACAGUCAGCACUGUGACAUAAAAUCUUUUCACAUUCAGUGAUAUUAAAAUUUGUUUGACAUGGAUUACAAAGUUAGUUUUGUUGUAUUUGUAUCAUUUGUGUGACAUGGAUUACAAAGUUAGUUUUAUUGUAUUUGUAUCAUUUGUUUGACAUGAAUUACAAAGUUUUGUUGUAUUUGUAUCAUUUGUUUGACAUGGAUUACAAAGUUAGUUUUGUUGUAUUUGUAUCAUUUGUUUGACAUGAAUUACAAAGUUUUGUUGUAUUUGUAUCAUUUGUUUGACAUGGAUUACAAAGUUAGUUUUGUUGUAUUUGUAUCGUUUGUUUGACAUGGAUUACAAAGCAUGUUUUGUUGUAUUCAUAUCAUUACAUUUUUACAUUGUAUCGAAGCAUGGCUAUACAGCUAGUAUUUAUUUAUAUACCUCAAGAAACUACCUGUUUGUACAGUUACCUUGUUAGAAUGUCAAUAAGCUCACAUCACAAAGCAACUUCCCAUUGAAAUUUAUUUGAAAUGCCGUUAACCUAUUCCACCUGCAAGCUACCACAUCGUUUUUUGUUAUUAUGUGGUUUUUAAAUAAGAGAAAUGUAUGGAUAAAUGACAAAUAUUGUAUAAAAAUAUAAUAAAAACAAAUGUAAAGAAAUAAUCAGAGUUUAUGAGAGUAUUUACCUAGGAAAUCAGCGUACUUACAGUAUAUGAUAAACUAGGUGUAGGGUGAAGGAGAUAGGCAGAGGCGCUUCAAUUACUUAACCACGGUCCAUCAAAUGUUUCUUUCUUUUUUUUUCAUGUUCAUGCCCAAGACACAUGGAGCAGAUGAAGUAGAGUUCAUCUGUUUCAGAUCAAACAGAAGGGAUAGUGUGGUCGCACUAUGCCUAGCCACUUUUGUUUUCCCUAACGUGAGUUAGGUACCCAUCAGAGCUGGGUGAACUCAGGGACGUUCUACUAACUUGGACCAGGAUUCUAACUCGAGACUAACAGGUUAGCAGUCAAGCUCUCUACAACUAGGCCACGCCAUCCCAUACAGUUAAUCACGCAGCCACGUUUUAACUACACCAUAGCCAAAUGCCAAGCUAUGCUAGGUGCCUUUAUGUGGCAACUACACCAUAGCCAAAUGCCAAGCUAUGCUAGGUGCCUGCAUGUAUCAACUACACCAUAGCCAAGCUAUGCUAGGUGCCUUUAUGUGGCAACUACACCAUAGCCAAAUGCCAAGCUAUGCUAAGUGCCUGCAUGUAGCCACAUAUAAAUAUCGCUAGCAACAUAUGUUGCUAGUUAAGUUGCUGUUUUAAAUUAAUUAGCAUUUAGAGAAAAAAAUGAAUAAAAAUAAGUCACAAG